UGUCGUUGUAGUAAGAAAUGCUGAAGUCAGUGUCUGAGUGCAGAACAUCACUACAACUCCUCUUCGGCCCAUUUCAUACCCAUUUCAAACAAAGCAAUUCAAAUCAAUCUUCUAAUUCUCUCAUGGUUUCAUUCUUCAGAUCAUCAUCAUCAUCAUCGUCAUCAUCAAGAAGUUUUUCUCACAAAUACCAUCUCAGAAAAACAAGAAAAUGGCCACUCUCACCAUACAAGGCCAAAUGGCAAGAAACAUUCAAUGAUCAACAAGCCAUUCAAACCCUCAAACAAUCAUCAUCAACAAACUCAACCCAUCUUCUCUCUUCCCUCAUCGAUUCCUUCUCUGUCUACAGAUCAAACCCAACUCCCAAUGCCUACCAUUUCGUCAUCAAAACCCUAGCCAAAACCUCCAAAUUCGACCAAAUCCCCCAAGUUCUCGAUCGCAUCGAACGAGUCGAAAAAUUCGAAACACCCGAGUUCAUUUUCGUCGAUUUGAUCAGAAUUUAUGGCGAUUCGAAUUUGAUUCGACAAGCCAUUGAUCUGUUCUUUAGGAUACCUAAGUUCAGGUGUGUUCCUUCGGUGGAUUCUCUCAAUUCUUUGCUUUCAGUGCUUUGUAAGAAUCGAGAGGGUAUUUGGGUUGUUCCUCAAAUUUUGUUGAAGAGUCAGUUGAUGAAUAUACGUGUCGAAGAAUCUAGCUUUUGUGUCUUAAUCAAGGCUCUUUGUAGGAUUAGGAAGGUGGGUUAUGCGAUUAAGUUGUUGAAUUUUAUGAUUCGUGAUGGGCAUAGUCUUCUUGAUGGGAGAUUGUGUUCUUUAAUUUUGUCAACUCUCUGUGAAGGAAAAGAUUUGUCUGGUGUUGAGGUUAUGUGUUUUUGGGAAGAAAUUAGGAAAUUAGGGUUUUACCCUAAGAGUUUGGAUUGGUGCAAUGUGAUUAGGUUUUUGGUGAAGAAUGGGAAGGGCAUGGAUGCUUUGGGUGCUCUUGAGGAUAUGAAAAUGGAUGGAAUCAAGCCCAAUGUAGUCUGUUAUACUUUGGUUUUAGAUGGGAUUGUUGCAGAAGGGAAGUUCAAGAAGGUAGAUGAACUGUUCGAUGAAAUGCUUGUGUUGGGUUUGGUUCCCGAUAUUCAUACUUACAAUGCAUACAUAAAUGGUUUGUGUAAACAGAACAAGGCAGAGGAGGGAGUGAAGAUGAUUGGUUAUAUGGAGGAGUUGGGUUGCAAGCCCAAUGUCGUUUCGUAUAAUACGAUCUUGCAGGGGUUUUUUGAUGUUGGGAAGUUGAGUAGGGCAAUGGAGAUUGUGAAGGAGAUGGAGUCGAAGGGCGUGCGCCUUGACUCACAAACGUAUGAUAUUAUCAUUGAUGGGUUGGUAAAGGAUGGUCAAAUUGAUGAAGCUUGCGGUCGAUUAAAGGAAAUUUUGGAUAAGGGUUUAAUUCCUCAGUCUUCAACAUUUGAUGAAGUGAUAUGUGGGUUGUGUCAAAGAGGGCUGGUUUGUAAGGCAAUGGAACUGUUAAAAGAAACAGUUGGCAAGAAUGUUGCUCCUGGGAUUAGGGCAUGGGAAGCUCUACUUGUAUAUGAGUUUAAACCUAGUGUUGAGGAGACAGCUUCAAUGGAUGCUAAAAUUCCCAUUCAAACUGAUGGCAAGAAUAUUGCUCCUGGGAUUAGGGCAUGGGAAACCUUACUUGUAUCUGAGUUUAAAUCUAGUUUUGAGGAGACUGCUUCAAUGGAUGCUAAAAUGUUCAUUCAAACUGAAUUACUUGGGUAGCCAGAAUAUUAACUUUGAGCAUGAAAUUUUGUUAACCUCCAACAUUGAUCUUUGGUGCAUAUUGGUGUUCAUUCAAAUUGAAUUACUUGUAUCUGAGUUUAAAUCUAGUUUUGAGGAGACUGCUUCAAUGGGUGCUAAAAUGUUCAUUCAAACUGAAUUACUUGGGUAGCCAGAAUAUUGACUUCGAGCGUGAAAUUUUGUUAACCUCGAACAUUAAUCUUUGGUGCAUGUUGGUGUUUCACACUGAAAACUCCUUUUUAUGGACCACUGUUACUCACGUUUGAACAUUGAAUCCAUACGAUCACACUUGCAAGUUGCUGGAGAAGAGCUAAAGCACAAAAUCAUGUACUAUUGUGGAGUUCACUUAUUUAACACAAAAGAGAACAUACAUUUUGAGAACAUUGGUGCUAUUCAAUUUAUUGCUACUAUAAAAGAGGCAUUGGCUGCCUUUUCUGUAAUUGUGCGCUUGAGUUGCACCCUUUCUUAAUCCGCUACUUGUUAAUGCAUCAUCACUUGAUUCUUU
Molecule: messenger RNA, 2271 nt
Organism: Camellia sinensis
Lineage: Eukaryota; Viridiplantae; Streptophyta; Magnoliopsida; Ericales; Theaceae
Product: Pentatricopeptide repeat (PPR) superfamily protein
Biological process (GO): mitochondria-nucleus signaling pathway; chloroplast-nucleus signaling pathway
Cellular component (GO): chloroplast
Molecular function (GO): protein binding
Source: RefSeq, a predicted model, not a curated record